Molecule: messenger RNA, 528 nt
Organism: Leptopilina heterotoma
Lineage: Eukaryota; Metazoa; Arthropoda; Insecta; Hymenoptera; Figitidae
Exons: 2
Coding region: 124-444 (106 amino acids)
Source: RefSeq, a predicted model, not a curated record
GGGGGAAGAGGUUUAAAUAGUAGGUUCCAAAUCAUUUCAAAGUAACAGUUUACGUUUGGAUUCAAACUUGUGCUGUUAUUUUAUAUUUUUUGUGUGUCUCUCCAGUUUUUUGAGAAUUCAAAAAUGCGUACAGGACUAGCAUUUAUUUUUCUCCUUAUGCUCUUUGGAGUGAUGUCAUUUAGACCUCCACCCCCACAAAAUCCAUAUUUUGAGGGUUAUUUCUCAAUCGACAGGCGUAUACCUAACAUCUGUUUAGGGUACAUUUACCCUAAUAACCCCGGUAAUCCUGGAUCGGGCAUUGGAAGUUCCGGACCUGGCAGUUCAUUGGGAAGUGCCAGACCUGGCAGUUCAUUGGGUGACAGUUUACAAUCUGGUGGAUCACUUGGUGUUGAUUCUUCAUUUGGUCCACGCCGUAGGUUCUUACCAAGUUGUAAGUGUCUUUAAUCAUGACUGAACGACGGUAGAGGCGCUGACUGUCCUCUAGUAAACAAUUUGUAUUGUAAAAUAAAAAAGCAGCACAUAAAAUAA